Messenger RNA from Phaedon cochleariae (mustard beetle), 1033 nucleotides. The record is from the annotation of a GenBank genome assembly. Lineage: Eukaryota; Metazoa; Arthropoda; Insecta; Coleoptera; Chrysomelidae.
AUAGACCACCUCCAAACAUGCGAAUAUCCAACCAAUAAAUCCUGCAAAGUUCACAGCUAUCAUGUCGAAAAAAUCCAAGAAAUCAUCUUUACCAGCUGCCGAACGCACCACUCUGAAGAUUUGUCAGAUAUUAGGCUAUAAAAUAGGAAAAAUAAUCGGAAAAGGAACAUACAGUAAAGUGUGCAUUGCCAGAAAUGAACAAGGUAAGAUACUGGCUUGCAAAAUAAUAACUAAAAGGUAUGCAGGAGAAGAAUUCAUCACCAAAUUUCUACCAAGGGAACUGAAAAUAAUAACAGCCAUCAAACACCCAAAUAUCGUGACUGUCCAUAAAAUCUUGGAGUUAAAACAUACCGUUUAUAUCUUCAUGGAUUACUGCAAAAUCGGCGAUAUGCUGGAACACAUCAGGGCUGAAGGUCCCCUUGCGGAAGAAAGGGCAAAGAAUAUCUUCAGGCAAGUAUCUGAAGCGUUGCAUCAUCUCCACAAUCUAGACAUAGCUCACAGGGACAUCAAGUGUGAAAAUAUCUUCCUUGUGAGCUACAAUCAAGUGAAGCUCGGCGAUUUCGGUUUCGCAAGACACUGCAGAAACAAAUCUGGCGAAUACGUACUUUCGGAUACUUUUUGUGGGUCUGCGGCUUACGCAGCUCCGGAGAUUCUUCAAGGGAUGUUUUACGAUCCCAAGAUGUACGACAUUUGGGCUUUGGGGUGUGUUCUGUUUGUUAUGAUUACAGCGACCAUGCCAUUUGACGAUUCGGAUAUCUUGGAAAUGGUGGAUGAGCAAGUCAACAGGUGCAUCUGCGAAAUAACCUAUAUUUGGACGGAGUGUUCGAGCAACUUGAAGAGACUGCAAAUUGGUCUUUUGGAGCCGAAUAUUCAUAUGAGGCUGACUACGAAUGAUAUUUUGAAGCAUCCUUGGUUCGAACAAGGACAUCAGUUGGUGAACGAAGUGCGUUCGAUAUCUAUUUCAGACACUUGUUGAAAUGCCCGUUCCUUUGAAAUUGUAGUACCCUAAUAUUUGAAUUAUAAUUGACUGUCC